This is a messenger RNA of Rhagoletis pomonella (apple maggot), 2105 nucleotides long. Its product is annotated as protein ALP1-like. The record is from RefSeq and is a predicted model, not a curated record. Bases 632 to 1489 code for a protein of 285 amino acids. Lineage: Eukaryota; Metazoa; Arthropoda; Insecta; Diptera; Tephritidae. The transcript has 2 exons.
AUUUAAUGGAGUUAAGGCGAUGUCAGAUAAAACUUUGUAGCUUCGCUUGACAUUUCGAACUUUGUCAGCAAAGCGAAGAGCGCGAAAGAUAUGUCACAAUAGACGCUUUGACAACACUUGCGUAUUGUUUGUUUAAUUGUUGAAAUUGUGGUAUCAAUUUAGUUUUGUGAAAUAAAAUACAUAAAAAAUGUUUUUUGAUGAAAUUUUGGAUCUUUUAUUAAUAGUGCUGUUGAUGCAUGAAGCCUUAGAGUGCCUAAAAAGAAGUUCAAGACGACGGUUUUGGGUGAGGAGGCUUUACCAAGACCGUGACACUACGGGCCUCUUUGCUUCCAGCUUCGAAGAAAUGUAUGAAAACGAUCCGGAGCAAUUUAAAAACAGUGUCCGCUUGACUCCCAAUGUUUUCGAUUUAUUGCAUGAACUUUUAAAGGAACGGCUUACUAAAAUAUCAAACAGGCCACCGAUUUUAUCAAAAUGCCGUCUUUUCUUAACGCUUACGUGAGUUAUGAUGGUUUACACCAAUUUCAUAAAAUAUCUACAUACCUAGAGCACAUCCAAAUUUUAAUAAAUCGUUUACAUAUACAGUUAUCUAGCACAUGGAGACAGCAAGCAAACCCUUGCUACAGCUUUUAAAAUGGGGCGCUCCACUGUAGUAACCAUUAUCAGCGAGGUCUGUGAAGCAAUUUGGCAGGAGCUGGGUGGUAUUUACCUGUCGGUUCCACAGAAACAUGAGUGGAAACGCAUUGCUUCGGAUUUUAACACCAUGUGGACCUUUCCGAAUUGCAUCGGGGCGGUUGAUGGAAAGCACAUAACGAUAUCAUGCCCCCCCAAUUCCGGAUCAUUAUUUUAUAAUUAUAAAGGAAGCUACUCUAUUGUUCUUCUGGCUACUUGCGACGCCAACUAUACAUUCACAACUGUUGACAUCGGGGCAUAUGGUUCCCAAAGUGACGGCGGAGUACUAUGGCACUCUGGCUUUGGGCAACGGCUUCUAAGUGGCAACCUAGAUUUACCAGAGGAUGAUUUUCUCCCUGGGACUUGUAUCAAAUUCCCGUACUUUGUGGUAGGAGACGCAGCAUUCCCUCUUAAAAAUUGCAUACUGCGGCCAUACCCGGGAUCCCAUUUGCCACCUGAUCGCGAAAUCUUUAAUAAGCGGCUUUCACGAGCGCGAAGAGUCAUAGAAAACGCGUUUGGCAUUUUGUGUGCUCGCUGGAGAGUUUUGAUUUCUCCCUUGUUUAUGCAUCCUAAAACUGCAGAAAAAGUCGUGAAAGCAACAGUGAUACUGCACAACUUCGUGAAAUUCUACGACGGAAGUUUUUGUCCACCGGAUUUUGUAGAUCAAUAUAAUGGUGAAGAAAUUAUUAACGGGCUCUGGCGGAAGGAAGUUUCCAUGCCGUUGCGAAACCACGGUCGCAUGACUUGCAAUAACGCAACACGAAGUGCUUUUGCUUUAAGGGACCAGUUGAAAGACUAUAUUAUGUCGCAUCCAAUUUAAUUUUUUUAUAAACAUAUACAGGGUGUCCCGCAACUACGUACUUUUUUAAAUAGGAAGCCAAACAUAAGUUUAUCUUCCACCACGUCAAGUUAUUUAAGUUUGAAAUUAUCCAACAUUAUCAUUACACUGUCGAAUUUGCUAGUAUAUAAACUUACGUUUCUAAAUUUCGCAAUUCGGUGGCAGAAUGUAUUUAAUGUAUAGACCUUUUAAUAGUUUGACUUCUUUUACCAGCACUCCACCAAUUUAACAUCGGUGCGGAUGGCAUCCGUCGGAUACCGGAAUAGGCAUGAAUAUUUUCAAAUAAUGUAAAAUAAGUAUAAUACAAAUACUUAAUUUAUGAUUUUUCUCAUUUUGUCUUCUGUUCAUUCGUUUUAUUUAAUGCUUUAAUAUGCAUAUACAAUGUAUACAUAUAUAAUUCAUAAACUUAUGUACAUAUGUAGGUAUAUCUGCAGCCCGCGGCAAACGAGUGUUAACUAUUUAGCGUAUGUUUGUUUAAUGUUCAUUAUUUUUCUAAAGGACAUUGUCUAAAAAAAACACACGAAUCGAAAUUUCCAACUUUAUACAAAAAUGAAAAAAGCCACAAUUUUUUCAUUACAAAGGGCCGUAUGAAUAAAAA